GGUCGGUCCGGUCGUCUCCAGAGCAUUACUCACAUUGCUUACGACUCCAAGUCCAAGAAGAAGAGGUCAACCGUCAACGUUAACGUUAACGUUAAAAUGAUAAAAUAAAACCGAACACCAAAGCCCAAAGCCGAAGUUGAAGUUGAAGUCGUAGAAGAAACCGCUCUCAGCUAACAGCUCACAGCUAUAUUUGAUAUGAGAUAGCGAUUUAAUGUAAAUCAAAGAAAAACAAAAAUAAAUUAAAACAAAACAAGAAACCGAAACCGAAAACAAAAACAAAAAUAAAAACAACAUAAAAAUAUCUCGAUUUGUGUGUAUCAAACAUUUUACGUGGUUUCCCAUUCCCGUCCCGUUCGUCCGGAUCCUUCCGUAAUCGUCGUCGUCGCAGUCGUCGUCGUCGUAGUCGUCCGUCGUCGUCUAAUUGUCAUUCGUUAUUUAGUCGGUGUAUGCGCAUCAGCAUCUUACGGUAUAUUUCUAGUGUUCUUAAGUGUUUCUUUAGUUAGUUUCUUUUAUUUUUGUGUUCGUCGUUUUCUUUCAUUUUCUUUCGUUUUUCUUUUUUGAAUUUUUUGAAUAUCGUUAUUUAUUCAAUUUAAUGUUUUUUCCGUUUCGACUGCACUUAAAAAAAAUCAAGAAUUAACAAAGCAAAAACAAAAACAACAAAAAAAGCGCGAAAACAAACAACAUCAGCAGCAGCAGCAGGAGCAGAGGCGGCGGUAGCGGUAGUGGCAGAGCAGCAGCAGCGCAGCGUAGAGAAACGGAAUGACCUUCGCGACCGCUACUCAUUCCAUUUACAUUUUUUCCUCUUAUUUGUUGUUGUUGUUUUUGUUGUAGUCAUCGUCGUCGUCGUCGACGGAACAAACAAACAUUUACCUCUUGCAAGAAGGGGGCGAGAGAGAGGAAAGGUAAAUAAGUGCAGCUCCAAGACGAGCGAAGAUACGAGAGAGAGAGAAAGAGAGAUAUUCAGCUAUCUAAUCUAUGGAGUAUGGACUGCUGAAUGGCGUUGUCGUCGCUUCGGACGGUCGUCGUCGGUGAGGCGGUGCGGUGAGUCAAUUGGACGUUAAUUCGGUAAAGUGAAGUAAAGACGACGACGACGACGAGAAGAAGAAGGAAGGUAACGUAAACAUCAUAGCUAAAGGUGGCUCUUGGUUUAUCGAUUUGCUCUGCGCAGUUUGUCACACAUUUUAACUGCCAUCUCCCUCUCUCUGUGUUUGCAUUAAGUGUUUGAGGGAGCAUUGCAAGGUACGAACGAAGCGAAGCGAAGAAUGUAGCCCGCAACAACCAACGCAACGGUGCAGAGGGAGAACAACAGACAGCAGAAACACAGUGUGUUUUAUUGUUUUGUUUGAAGUCGUGAAUUUGUGUUUGUGCUUGUUACAUGGAAACGCGAUUCGAUUUAGAAGACGGAAAAACAAAUUUCCAUUCGUUUGCAAGUCAAGUCAACGCGAUUGCGACCGCGAGAGAGGACAGAAGAAGGAGCAAAUUGCUACCGCUCGCUGUCACUAGACUUAGACUGUCCGCCCUGCCCCGCCCGCUGUCACCAAUUAACAACAAAGUCAAGUCAUCACCGGUGAUAAAACAAAAAAACAUCAGAAUCAGAAUCAGACGACUAUCAAACGAAACGCGUAAACACGAUUAAAUGCGUCGCAAGAUUGUGAAAUGUGAAUUUUAAACUUUAUUUGUUUAUUAUUUUUUGUUUUUCAUUAUUUGUCGUAAACAACAACUUUUAAAAAAACAACAACAACAGAAAGACUAAACUUUUUCGUAUUUUUGUAUUCGUAUUUUUAAUAUGGAAUGGUCAAUGGACGAUGCUUUGCAGUUGAUCGAACAGUAUCGUGUGCAUCCGGAAUUGUGGAACAGAGCUUAUCCGAAGUACAAAGACAAACUGUGCAGAUUCCGCGCGUGGUCGAAUAUUGCAGAGGCAUUUGGUUGCAGCAAAGCAGAGGUGGAACGUAAAAUGAAUGUACUGCUGACGCAGUAUCGGCGCGAAAAACAUAAACUUUUGAUGAAAUUAUACGAGGGUAUCACGCCGGGACCCUCCAAGUGGUAUGCAUUUAAACGUUUCGAGUUUUUAGAGGGUGGUGGUGGCGCCGAUGCAUCAUUGUCAAUGGGGGUUAGCCGGAGGAAGAGUCGUGAUAUGAAAUAUUUUAAUACGAUGGGACUAGGUUUGCCUUUACUUAUAGCCAAUAGCCAAAGUCUCACCGGAUGGAAUGGUGGUGGUCCUUUUUCGCCACCUAACGAUAGGAAGAACCUCUGUCCCAUACCAAUUGGUUUUCCCAACGUCCAAAACACAUCCGAUCUACUCAACUCACGCAACAAUCCCUUCAAUCACACCCAAACUCAGAAAAACGAAAAUACCACCGAGACCAUUGAAAUCGAUGAAAAGGACGACGACGAGCGCCAGACAACACCAGCCGCUACUGCCAGUCGCGAUACCACAUCAGCUGCAUCUGUAGGAGGAGGUGGAGGUGGAGCUGGUAAUUUUUCAGCUCAACAAGAUAAUGAUGAAGAACUCGAAAUCAAACAGGAAAUGUCCGAUUUCGCACAUCACCCGCCCUUAGGUCGCUCCGAUUCGCAUCGAUCGUACAACAGUUCGCCGGACGAUAACAGAACCGAAAACGAUGACUUUGCCCAGGACCUUCGCGUGAGUGCAGCAGCACAAGGCAUCGAUUUUAGUCGUUACACGCUGGCCCGUGGUCUGUUGCAACAAUCGGAACGAUAUGAUACCAAUUGUUCUCCCCCGCCACCACCACUUCCAACCAUGUCCUCACGAAAGCAACAGACCAAUCAAAUGCACUCGAAUGCCCAACAACAAUCGGGGAUGACAACAUCGGGAAAUGGCAACGAACAGGACGAUUGUGACUAUGUUGGCUCGAAUGUUUCCAUAAAGCUACGUUCAAUGGAGCGCACUCAAAGGAUAAUCGCCGAAAAACUCAUCAGCGAGGUAUUGUUUUAUGGGCAAAUUGCUGAACUCGAAAAGACUGCUAAAAUACAACCCAAGUGAGUUGUGGAGUGGAUUGGAUGGAAAUGUGUGUAAUAAAGAAAUAUACAUACAUACAUAUGUUUAAAACUGUGAUGACUCUGGAUGGAGAACAGAGCGAGGAUGGUUUGGUCAGCUCUGGAAUUGUAGGUUGAUUCCUUCCAAAACUCUCGCUUGUCCAUAAUAAAUUUUAUUUUAUUUUAUUGUAGUUAAUAUUUUCUUUUUUUUUUUGUUACCUAUUAUGUAAACAUUAUGCUUUUUGUAAGACUGUUGCAUUUAAUUUUAAAAUGAAAAUAAAAUUAGAGUAGGUACAUAAAAUGUAUGUACAUAAUAUAGAUAUUGUAUGUAUAGGCCUCUGAAAUUUAAGACGACUGUAGAAUACGUAAUAUGUUUGUAUGUACAUGUAAAGUUAUUUAAUACAAUUAUUACCAACAAUCAGAAAUUGAUUAAAUAAUAAUAUGGUUUUGUUAUA
Eupeodes corollae is the source of this 3449-nucleotide messenger RNA. RefSeq lists its product as uncharacterized. The coding region runs from base 1787 to 3001 and encodes 404 amino acids. Lineage: Eukaryota; Metazoa; Arthropoda; Insecta; Diptera; Syrphidae. The record is from RefSeq and is a predicted model, not a curated record. The transcript is spliced from 2 exons.